AUGGCCACUAUGAAGUUGCUCGUCAGAAUCACUUCUUACACCUUGAAUAUCUCAAAUGGAAAGCAUCCUCCACAACUCAAUCAAGAUGCAAGAGAUGAUGAUCUGGUAGUUAAUUUUUCUAUUGACAGAACUGCCGCCAGUGAAUCUUUAUUCUAUCCAAUGCAUGGCAUCCAACAGCAGGCAAAUGAAGAAGUCAUUGCUGGAGAUGAUAAUGAGAGUGAUGAUAAUGAUGAUGAGGGGCCCCGUCAAGGAGUCGUCAGAAAUAAUGUUGUUGCCAGCUUAGCAUCAACAUUAGCUUCCGUGAUUCUCUAG
This is a messenger RNA of Mucor velutinosus, 312 nucleotides long. RefSeq lists its product as uncharacterized. The record is from RefSeq and is a predicted model, not a curated record. The transcript has 2 exons. Lineage: Eukaryota; Fungi; Mucoromycota; Mucoromycetes; Mucorales; Mucoraceae. The coding region runs from base 1 to 312 and encodes 103 amino acids.